This is a messenger RNA of Sardina pilchardus (European sardine), 2403 nucleotides long. It is a transcript of the gene tsr2, whose product is annotated as TSR2 ribosome maturation factor. The record is from RefSeq and is a predicted model, not a curated record. Gene Ontology annotation, cellular component: nucleus. NCBI's taxonomy places the organism in Eukaryota, Metazoa, Chordata, Actinopteri, Clupeiformes, Clupeidae. The transcript is spliced from 5 exons. Bases 12 to 578 code for a protein of 188 amino acids. Gene Ontology annotation, biological process: maturation of SSU-rRNA from tricistronic rRNA transcript (SSU-rRNA, 5.8S rRNA, LSU-rRNA).
GUCAUUUCAAAAUGGCAGCGCGCCUGACAUCUACACGUGAAGUGUUUACUGAAGGUGUAAGAGCUGUUUUGGAAACAUGGCCUGUGCUUCAAAUCGCUGUUGACAACGGCUUUGGAGGCGUUUACAGCCAGCAGAAAGCAGACUGGAUGGUGGAUGCUGUACAGCAGUAUUUCCACGAUAACAGUGAUCUGCAGCAAUAUGAAGUGGAGGACUUCAUAUCAGAGUUGAUGAAUAAUGAGUUUGAUACCGUGGUGGAUGAUGGAAGCUUACCUGGGGUGGCACAGCAGGUCUGUCAGAUGUUCAAGCAGUGUCAACAAGGUAAACCGGAGGAGGUGAAGAGUCAGAUAAGCCAGCUGGCCAAGAAGAAGAGUACGGGCAGGGUGAAGGCCACUGCUGGCAAAAGCCCAGAAGAGGAAGAAGAAAGUGAUGAUGAUGAUGGUCCAGAGGCAAUGGAGUGUGAGGGAGCAGCGCAGACGAGCUCGAGCCAUGCACCGCCCCGAGAGGCCAACCCCCCUGCCCCGCCCCCAGAUGAGGCGGAGGUCGACGACGGAUGGACGGUGGUGCGCAAGAAGAAGUGAUGUAGCAGCCUGGGCCUCAGAUGGCGCCCUCGAGGGGUCAACAACAACCACGGCAUGUGUGUGUCUGCCGGAAGUUUUCCUUCCUGGAUCCUGUCAUGUCACUUCUACCGUUAAAAGCCAUUUGACCUCUCUCUGCUGGGGUUAUCAGGCCAGCUCAGCUAACUCGCACACAUGAUGGGUGGAACUCCGUGACUUUAUAUACUUCCUGUUAUUUUUCUGUUACCUCCGGAAGCCAGAGAAGGGCAGCUGUUCCAUCAGUGGGACUAGGGGAAGCCUCUGGAAAAACUUGCAGAUUGAAUGUACAGUUCUCAACUAAUCCUUUAGCAUUUUAUUUCUCCAUCAUGAUGUGUGUCCAGAGAGCCUUUGUGUCAGAAGGAUGCUUCACAUCUCUGUGUGAUCAGGUUUUAUGGGAUGUUUGGUGAAGCCAGAGAGGCUUGAAAUAACUGGACUACCGACUGACUCCAGCCUGAUUCUGUGUGGUUGAAUUCCUUUGGGUGGAUUAAGGUGAUGAACCUUGUAGGGGGGAAAAUGCUUUUUAAAAAAUUAAAUUAUUCAACAUUUUUCAGUCCACUCUGCUUGGAAUUUGUCUAACUGAAGGAAAGUUAGAUGGUAAAAAUAAGCCGUAUUCUGUAAUCCUCUGAAAACCUUAUGCAGUUACAUCAUGAAAUCUAACAGAAUGCAAAAUAUGCAUUGCAGAUUAAAGUUGUUUGUAGGAUUAGCAGAUAACUUUAUUUGCCAGUGUUUUUCACACUAAAAUACUUUGCUUGGAAUAUUUCACCCUUUCCUCAGAACACAAAAAAUAUUUUUUUCACACUGCAUUCACAAAACCUCUGUCUCUCUGUGCUGUUUUCAGGUCUUACACAAAGCCAGUCCAAAAUAAAAACUCAUUUAUUACACACUACAUCCCAAACAAUGCAAAACAACACUGAGGGAACAUAGACCCAGAAUAAAGUUCAUCAUGGGUACUUUCAGCUCAGUUCUUGUCCAGGUGCUUAUCAAAUGAAUGUGAGGUGAAGUAGAUGGAAUUCACAGGGAGAAAAUGGUACACAGUGCAAGGAAGGACUCUAUGCACUUUGUUGUACCUGGAAUAAAUACCUACCUACUUACUGCACAUACUACACCCAGAGUAUUUUUUAUUGUGAUAGCUAGCUAGAUAGAUACUUUAUUGAUCCCUAAGGGGGAAUUAAAAUGAUGCAACAAAGAUAAUUUCCUUGCGAUGUAAUUGUCAGAAUGGCUGUGUAUCCUGAAAGGGUAUUGGCAGUAUUGUGUUGUGAGGUACUAUGUGAUGCCAACCUUUAUUCACAACUCACUAAUACAGGCAUGGUAAACAUCACAGUUGCACAAAUUUCAUCUGAAAUUACAGUACUGGUCCUGGUCAUUCUCUUCCUCAAACACGUUCUUCCUCAGUCCUCUGCCUCAUUUGGUUUACAUCCAUUGUUGGUAUUAAACUAAAAAUGAACCUGAGCCGCCAGUGUACUCAACUGGGGUUUACUGUUGCCAUUAUAGCAUCCACAAGUGUGAACUAUUUUGAGUUGUGUGUAAGCAAUGGUAUAUGUGCUUCACUUGUGUUUACUGUCUACCUCCUGUGGUGACCAUGACACAUCAAAAAUGCACCAUCAGAGUGAACAGUGUGUUUCAGUGACUGAAAGAGUACCUGCAAAUGUGUAAACAAAGUGUAAUUGAUCUGAGAACUAGAUCGAGGUCUCUGAGCAUUUGGUUCAGAGAAUGGGAUUUACGGAUUCACAAUUCAGAAACACAGUAUUUUGUUGCAAACAACAAUCAGCUGUGCUAUGAUGGCAAUACCAGAUUUCAAUAAACAAAACUA